Hansenula anomala is the source of this 786-nucleotide messenger RNA. RefSeq names its product carbohydrate esterase family 4 protein. The transcript has a single exon. Gene Ontology annotation, cellular component: prospore membrane. The record is from RefSeq and is a predicted model, not a curated record. Gene Ontology annotation, biological process: carbohydrate metabolic process; ascospore wall assembly. NCBI's taxonomy places the organism in Eukaryota, Fungi, Ascomycota, Saccharomycetes, Phaffomycetales, Wickerhamomycetaceae. Gene Ontology annotation, molecular function: chitin deacetylase activity. The annotation marks the transcript as partial.
GAACCUUUCCCAAAAUGGUUGUCUGAUUUUACUGGUUUGAAAGAAUGGCCAGGUUUGGAGCCACCUUAUAUUCCAUUGGAUUUUAUUGAUUUCAAGAAGAUUUCUAAAUUUCCUGUUCAUGACCAAGGUGUUUGUCCUCAAAGUAGAGAUAGCUGUUCUUAUGAUUGUUAUAAAUGUGUUGAACCUGAUGAUGUUUACAGUUGCAAAAAACUUUCUCAGAGUUUUGAUGAUGGUCCAAGUCCUGCUACUCCAAAAUUAUUGAGUCAUUUGAAGCAUAAAACAAGUUUUUUCACAUUAGGAAUUAAUGUUGUCAGAUUUCCUGAAAUUUACAGACAAGUCAGAGAUGAAGGUCAUUUAUUGGGGUCUCAUACUUGGUCUCAUAAAUAUUUACCAGGAUUAACAAAUGAACAAAUCAUUGCACAGGUUGAAUGGUCGAUUUGGGCAAUGAAUGCAACUGGUAACCAUUUACCAAAGUGGUUUAGACCACCAUAUGGAGGAAUUGAUAAUAGGGUCAGAUCAAUUUUACGUCAAUUUGGUUUACAAGCUGCUCUUUGGGACUAUGAUACUUUUGAUUGGCAAUUGAUGUCAAAUCAAAGAACAGAAUCAGAAAUCAUUAAUGAAGUUAAGAAAUGGAAAGCCAAAUCAAACAAACCAAAUGGAUUGAUUCUUGAACAUGACGGCUCAAUCAAAACUGUUAAUGUCGCUCUAGAUAUCAAUAACGUUAUUGGAUCAGAUCAGUUAACUGUUGCUCAAUGUAUUGGUGGUAAUGAUUAUUUAAAAGUUUAC